ACACAACUCAAUACUUUACAGUGACAAAUAAAAAACUGAAAAAUUCUCUGCGGGAAAUGUGGUAGAAAACCUUGAAAGGAUAACUGUUGACAUCGUACUACAUAUUAUAAAUUCAAAUUUGAAUAUUAAUAUUGUACAAGGUCAUGUGCUCUAUUUUGUAAAGUUUUGUUUUAACAAUGUUAGCUUCUAAAAUAAUAAAAAAACAUAUGACUAGUUAUUAACGUUUAACGUUUUUUACAAAAUAGUGAUGUUUGUCAAAAUAUUAUGGGUCGUUUUCGGAAAGAUUAAAAAUUUAGUUUGCGUCACCAAAAUCGUAUGUUAAUAGUUUCUUGAAAUCGAAUAAAAUAUUUGCAUAUAUGCAAAUACGUUUCUUCACAACACAUUUUUUUUAUUAAUUAAUGGGGGACAAUAAAAUUUUGAUAUAAACUGGUACGUUGUUAGAGAACUAAUAAAUAAACACAUAUUCUUCGUGAAAUUUCAAUAGUUUGCUGUCAUUGGCUAAGUGUAGGAACAUUUCAGUGUUAUAUCGGUGGUUUGUUGAUAUUGCCAAAAUCUUUUUAAAUACAGAGCAAGUACGAUAAACUUGAAAUACGCGACGUUGCAUAUCAUUAAUACUUCACAAUGGAGAAUACGACAUCCAACUAUAAGGAAAAUUCACAAUUUCAUUUCUCAAUUCCCGACUAUUGUGUUUUCGGAGCACUGUUGCUGUUCUCUACGGCAAUCGGAAUCUAUUUUGGUUACAUAAAGAAGAAGCCUGUUAAACCAAGCAGUGAUGAGGAUCCAAAAGACCAGAACUCACCGGGCUACAGUCCUGAAGGAAUGAAUGAGUAUAUGUUAGGAUCCAGACAAAUGAAAAUAUUUCCAGUAGCAAUGAGUCUAGUUGCCAGCUACAUUUCCGGCGCAAUGAUGCUGGGCACACCACCGGAAAUCUACAAUUAUGGCACCCAGUAUUGGUUAAUUAUUGUAGCGAUAUUUUUUAUGGCAAUUGCGGUGUCAAAACUUUAUAUACCAGUUUUUUUGACAUUUAAAGUUACUACCUCUUAUGAGUAUUUGGAAAUACGUUUCGACUCACGCGUACGGACUAUUGCCUCCUUGUUGUUUAUUUUGGAGACGUUAAUGUACGCGCCAAUAGUUUUAUAUGUGCCUGCCUUAGCAUUUAAUCAAGUCACUGGUAUUAAUGUGUACAUCAUAAGCAGCGUCGUGAGUGUGAUUGUAGUGAUCUACACAAUAUUGGGUGGUAUUAAGGCCGUUGUCCACACUGAUAUAUGGCAAACAUUUAUUAUGUUUAUUGGACUAAUAGUUGUUGUCAUAAUUGGAACGAUAUAUGCAGGCGGACCUGGACCAGUAUUUCAGCAUGCUGCCGAACGUGGGCGCAUUAUUUUCGCCAAUAUAAACCCAUCAUUAUAUGAAAGGCAGUCAUUAUGGGCUGUAUUGAUUGGUGGCUUUUUCUAUUGGGCCGGCUUUUGUGGCGUAAAUCAGACAAUGGUUCAACGUUACGUGUCCUUACCGACAUUGAAGAGUGCACAGCAAGCGAUGAUCAUCUUUACGAUAUGUGCUAUAAUAUUCCUCUCGUUUUGCUGUUUUGCGGGUUUAUUGAUAUUUAACUACUAUCGCAAUUGUGAUCCGCUAAGAGCUGGAUUCAUCUCGAACAACGAUCAAUUACUACCGUUCUACGUAAUGCAAACUCUUGGCCAUCUACAUGGCAUACCGGGUAUUGUCAUUGCCGCCAUCUUUGGUGCGGCGUUAAGUUCCAUGUCGGUUGUAUUCAAUAGCAUAAGUUUGGUGGUGCUCGAGGAUAUUUUGCGUGGCAGUUUUAAAUUGAAACUCGGCGAACGCGCUUCAACAGUAGUUGUUAAAUUCACAAUCAUUAUCGAGGGUAUACUUUCUGUUGCGUUCAUUUAUAUACUCGAACAGUUAAGUGGCAUUUUGAGUAUUGUGAUUUCGCUAGUUGCCGUUGGCAACGGUACCAUAUUUGGUAUAUUCACACUCGGCAUGUUGGUACCGUGGACCACUACGAAAGGCGCUUUAACUGGUGCCAUUGCGGGCGCUAUUAUGUCCGGUUGGGCAUCUUUUGGCGCACAAGCAGCUAGAGCUAACGGUCAACUUGGUUCGCAUGCUUUAGAAGUUUCCGUAGCGGAAUGCCCAGUUAAUUCAACAUUACCAGCACCCGGUUAUCUUGAUGAAUCGGAGGUAUUCCCAUUAUAUCGUUUAUCUUAUCAUUGGAUAACUGUGAUUGGCGUUGUGACAACAUUGCUAGUUGGCACAGUGACAUCUUUUCUCUGCGGACCAAAGGAUUUGAAAACAUUGAACGCAGAUGAAAUAUCACCAGUAAUGCAUAGAUUUUUACCGAAGGAAUGUUUCAAUGCUACGCCUAAUGCAAGUCCUUAUCUAUCACGUGCGAAUUCUGCGCGAACAUCAACUCAUCUUUUGACUAGGUUGAAACAGCCGAGUGCUCCGAAAAAAUACUAAAAUCUUAAGAUUAAAUAAAGUAUGUGAAAUGUGUUUUUUCUUUUAUCGAAAUCGUAUGUUGGUUUAAAAAUGAAAAUUAAAUGAAAUGUAGUAAAAAAAAUAUAAUGUAAAUGUAAAUUCUGUGAAAUUCACUCAACGAUUUUUUCUAAUUGUCUACAUGUAAUCAAUGAACAUAGACUUCCGAUUUUAUUAAAUGUAUAAU
Molecule: messenger RNA, 2671 nt
Organism: Zeugodacus cucurbitae (melon fly)
Lineage: Eukaryota; Metazoa; Arthropoda; Insecta; Diptera; Tephritidae
Product: sodium-coupled monocarboxylate transporter 2-like
Exons: 11
Coding region: 622-2469 (615 amino acids)
Biological process (GO): transmembrane transport; sodium ion transport
Cellular component (GO): membrane
Molecular function (GO): symporter activity
Source: RefSeq, a predicted model, not a curated record